Molecule: messenger RNA, 1545 nt
Organism: Topomyia yanbarensis
Lineage: Eukaryota; Metazoa; Arthropoda; Insecta; Diptera; Culicidae
Gene: puml
Product: (Lyso)-N-acylphosphatidylethanolamine lipase
Exons: 5
Coding region: 145-1227 (360 amino acids)
Cellular component (GO): lipid droplet
Source: RefSeq, a predicted model, not a curated record
UUAUUUACUAUAAUCAAAAACGAUUUCAGAGGACAACAUAUUCCACUCAUUCGAAUCUAACAUGUAUUAUUGUGUAGCUAGAAUCGAACUGCGACAGUCUUAUUUCAUAACCGUAUCAGCUUGUUGCUUGUUUAGCUAAAAACGAUGGCAAAGAGUGAUUCAUUUGAAACGCAUGAUAGUUGGUUCAAUUGGACAACAUAUUCUCAUAUGAUGCUGCGAGCAAUCGAAAGGUCAAUUUUAGCACAUCUGCGACUUCCGUAUCGAGGGACGUUCGUGGACAUUGGACCAUGCGUUGGAGAGGCUGACAAAAUUUGGACAAUUUCGAUGAACAAUGAAACGAAGCGCACGCCCAUUCUCAUGCUCCAUGGUCUAGGUGCAGGCGUUGCUCUAUGGGUGCUUAAUCUGGAUGAGAUAGCCCAGCACAGACCACUUUAUGCGAUCGAUGUCCUUGGAUUUGGUAGAAGUUCUCGGCCAGUAUUUGCGGACGAUGCAAUGGUAGCCGAAAAACAACUGGUGAAAUCGAUAGAUGAAUGGCGCAAAGAGAUGGGAUUGAAAAAAAUGAUCGUUCUCGGGCAUUCUAUGGGUGGGUUUUUAGCUGCUAGCUACGCGUUAUCAUAUCCCGAUCGAGUGGAACACCUAAUAUUAGCUGACCCUUGGGGUUUUCCGGAGAAACCAACCGAUCUAGAAAGCCGGUAUAAAAUCCCAUGGUGGGCGAAACCGAUAGUAGCAUUAGCAAAAUCAGGAAACCCUCUCUGGGUGGUUCGCUUCUUUGGGCCAUUAGGAUCAUGGUUGAUUGGCAAAACUAGAGGAGAUAUUAUGAGAAAGUUUUCAGGAGUCGUGACUAACCAGGACGAUAUUCCGAACUAUAUUCAUCAAUGCAACGCACAAAAACCAACUGGUGAGAGUGCAUUCCAUUCGAUGAUGCAAGAUUUGGGUUGGGCCAAGAAUCCCAUGAUAAAACGCAUACCGGAUUUAAAACACAAUGUGCCUAUAACGUUUUUGUAUGGAUCUCGGUCGUGGGUAGACAACUGUGCAGGAGAUACAAUCAGACAACUCCGUCAACAAAGUUAUGUCAAGGUACACUCUAUUGCGAAUGCUGGUCAUCAUGUGUAUGCAGACGAUGCAAGCUCUUUCAACAGGUUGGUAAACGAAGCUUGUGCCAUUUUUGACGUGGAACAAAAAAGGAUUGAGGAGGUAGCUAAAAUUCAGGAGAAAAGUACCACGUGACAGUAGGGAUAAGCUUAGUUAUUUCGAACUUAAAUUAUAGCUCGUCACAUAUCUUGACGAUUUUCAGUUAUUGAAGUAGUAUUUUUGUUUAUAAUAUUUAUAUUAUAAUUAUCAUAUUGCAUAUAUUUAAAUUGAAUAGAUUUAUGUUUGAUUCAUUUAUCAUUGGUAGCUCUAUUACAUUAGAUUUUGAACAAAUUGCUUGUCAAAAAGAUUCGCCCUGGUGGCACGAAAUAAUAUAAACAGACCAACAAAUAAAAACGAUGACCGAAAGAAAUCCAUGAUAAAAUGUUUAACAUCAAACUAAUGGAUCCAAUACAC